Messenger RNA from Beta vulgaris subsp. vulgaris (sugar beet), 1856 nucleotides. Its product is annotated as xylulose kinase 2. Gene Ontology annotation, molecular function: D-xylulokinase activity. Lineage: Eukaryota; Viridiplantae; Streptophyta; Magnoliopsida; Caryophyllales; Amaranthaceae. The transcript has 11 exons. Gene Ontology annotation, biological process: D-xylose metabolic process; xylulose metabolic process. Bases 83 to 1759 code for a protein of 558 amino acids. The record is from RefSeq and is a predicted model, not a curated record. Gene Ontology annotation, cellular component: cytosol.
AGAAUUAAUUUUUGAUUAGAGAAAAUAGAACCUAAAAACCUCAUCUUCAAUAUUUUUGCAGCUUGUGCAAAGCUUGUUUAUCAUGGAAAACUACUCUCUACCUCAGGGCUCCCUCUUUCUGGGUUUGGAUUGUUCUACUCAGUCCUUGAAAGCCACUAUUUUGGAUUCCAACCUUGUAAUUGUUGCUACAGAAUUUGUUCACUUUGAUUCAGAAUUACCCCAUUACAAAACCAAAGAUGGAGUAUAUCGCGACCCUGUGAUUAAUGGCCGAAUUGUUUCCCCUACUAUGAUGUGGGUCGAAGCUCUUGAUUUGAUGCUUGAAAAAUUAUCAAAAAAAGUUGAUUUUGCGAAGAUUGCUUCAAUUUCUGGGAGUGCACAACAACAUGGUAGUGUAUAUUGGAAAAUUGGGAGCUCCAUGGUAUUGUCAUCUCUUGAUCCCGGAAAGAGGUUAAAAGAUCAACUUAGUCAGUCAUUUCCCUUGGAAGAGUCACCCAUUUGGAUGGACUGCAGCACAACAGAACAAUGCAGGAAGAUUGAGGAGGCUGUUGGGGGUGCAUCGGAAUUAUAUCGUCUCACUGGGUCUCGUGCCCAUGAAAGAUAUGUGGGCCCACAAGUUCGAAAGAUAUAUGAGACUAGACCUGAAGUAUACCAUAAUACAGAGAGGGUGUCCCUUAUUAGCUCUUUUAUGGGAUCUCUUUUUAUUGGAGCUUAUGCUUGCAUUGACGAAACUGAUGGCGCAGGGAUGAACUUGAUGGAUAUAAAGAAACGAGAGUGGUCAAAUUUGGCUUUAAAUGCAACAGCACCGUCUUUGGAAGAGAAGCUCGGGAAGCUAGCUCCAGCAUUCGCUGUUUCCGGUAUCAUUUCCCCAUAUUUUGUUGAGAGAUUUAACUUCAACAAGAACUGUUUGGUUAUUCAAUGGUCAGGAGAUAAUCCAAACAGCCUUGCAGGUCUGGCACUAAAUGCUGGUGAUCUCGCCAUAAGUCUUGGCACAAGUGACACAGUAUUUGGAUUGAUUGAUGAUCCUGAACCUUGCUUAGAAAGCCAUGUUUUCCCUAAUCCUGUAGAUACAAAUGGCUAUAUGGUGAUGCUAGUCUAUAAGAAUGGGUCUCUGACUCGGGAAGAUAUCCGCAACUGCUAUGCAGAGGAAUCUUGGGAAGUUUUCAACAAUUAUCUGCAACAAACACCACCUCUUAAUGAAGGGAAGUUGGGUUUUUACUACAAGGAGCACGAAAUUCUUCCUCCUCUACCUGCUGGUUUCCACAGAUACGCUCUCGAAAAUUUCAGGGGUGAAAGUAUGGAUGGUGUAACUGUACAGGAGGUCCAAGAGUUUGAUGCUCCUUUCGAGGUCCGAGCACUAAUAGAGGGGCAGCUCCUAUCAAUGCGAGCACAUGCUGAAAGAGUGGGGAUGGUGAUUCCACCUAAACGACUAAUAGCCACGGGAGGCGCAUCAUCAAAUGAGUGCAUUCUCAAUGCUAUUGCAUCUGUAUUUGGAUGUGAUGUACAUACUGUCCCGAGGCCAGAUUCGGCGUCUCUAGGAGCUGCGUUAAGAGCUGCGCAUGGUUGGACGUGCCAUGAAACAUCAAGUUUUGUUCCUGUUCGGUUCUUGUAUGAAGACAAGUUGGAGAAGACAUCUCUUAGCUCGAAGAUUUCUGUGAAUGCCGGAAACCCAGCAUUGUCAUCAAAAUAUGCAAUGCUGAUGAGGAAAAGAUUAGAAAUUGAAGAUCACCUUGUCAAACAGUUUGGACGUGUAUCAACUUAACAUUAAGGAUCCAAUAUAGUGGAUUUAUAAUUAGUAAACAUUAGGCUGUAUGUAAGAUGAAAUUUGAGUAUUUGACGUUCUGAUUAUUUGAAGUAAA